UGUCGUUGCCGUUGAAACCGUCUAUACAGGCUAUGCUCUGGGGCUGGGCGGACAGGAGGAAUAGGCCGUUUCUUUCUUUGAAUUCAACUGAUUACUGUACUUACUCAAGAGGGGUCAUGCCGAGUAUGUAGAGGAAGAAGAGUUUGUUGGAGUUUUCUGCCAAAGCAUCUUAAGUCUCCGUCAAACAGAUCAUCUAAAGGCAGGGAACCUGCCAUCAGGAUAUGAAAUAGCCUUUAUAUGCAUAUAAACAGAGACCUAAAGUACCUCUCAGUGAACAGGAAUGCAAGUACCGGGAUCUAAUUCAUUAUUUAAUGUGAAGUUGUAAAGAAAGAAAUAGCUUCAUGAAAUCUGAGGGUGAAACAUUUUCCUUCACUUUGAUGGACUAAAAUGGACUAAAUAAUCCUUGUUUGCAUUUUAUAUGGACAUGUUAUUGCUGAGGACCAUUAUAUCCACCAUUGCUGUCAUCAUUGCUACUAAUUUUGAACUUUGCUUCUGUGGAUGUGCCCGUGCUGAAUAUGAUAUAAAUGGAGAAUGCUGCCCCAUGUGUGCCCCUGGGAACCGUGUUUAUUGGCAUUGUACUAUAGACACAAGUACAACAUGUGUUCCUUGUCCUGCAUCAACUUACACAGAUGAAUCCAAUGGACUCACAAAAUGUUUUUCCUGCACUGUGUGUGACACAGUCCAACAAUUAAAAGUGAAAAAGGCCUGUACACGCUCUGCAGAUACAAUUUGUGAGCCUAAGGAAGGAUUCCAUUGCAUUAAACUAAAUAAAGACUCCUGUGCAUUAGCAGUGGAACACACUGAAUGUAAACCUGGACAAUAUAUUAAACAAACAGGAACAGCAUUUACAGAUACUGUAUGUGCUGGCUGCACAGAUGGAACUUAUUCAAAUGGCUCUCUGAUGGCCUGCCUACCACAUUCAAAAUGUGAGACUAUGGGACUUACAGAAAUAAAAGCAGGAACAACAUCCUCUGAUGCUGAAUGUGAGAAAGUGACUUCAGUUGGUCUUAUAGUUGGAGUCACAAUUACAGUUCUUGUAGCUGUAGCUGUGACAUUAUUAGCAUGCAUCACAUACAGAAAACAUAAAGCAAGGCACUCUAACAAAAGUGUCUGUUACACCCCACAACAAGCAACCGAGGAUGAUGAAUCGAAAUGGCCGACUCAGUUGGACCUACUUUGAUAAACCAGUAUUAACAGGUAAGAGCCAAAAGCUGAUCAAUAGGAUCUUUAUAUUAUAGUAUAGUAUAGUAUAGUAUAUAAGAGUGCUCACAUGAAACCUGUUGUGUAGUUCUUCCUUUGAAAAAGUGCUUUCUAGUAAAGGUCCUGACAUUUCAGAAUCUAUGACCCAGAAUCUCCAAAUGACAACCAUUUAUUUUUCAGCACUGAUUUUUCUUAAAAAAAAACAAAAGAAACUAAAUAAAUGACUACUAUAGAGUGCAUUCAAUUGACUUAAAUUGACUUGGGGAAAAAAUAAGAUAUAAAUUGUAUGACAUGACAAUUUAAUUAUUAAUGAAAUAAUGUUCAUGUAAUUAUUUUCAGAUAUUGUUGUCUAGACUAGUGAGAGGGAAAAGCUUUUCUAAACUCUGAAUCAGUUGAAUCAAGUGCUUUGCAAAAUGAUUUGCUCUUUCAAAUCACUUGAAGCAGCACAUUCUGGUGGCACCUAUAGUCAAAACAACAUAAGGAGAACACCACACGAAUGUGUAAUGACACCUUUUGCAAAUUGUUAAGGUUUUCAUAAAAGUAUAAUCUAUCAAAUCAUUAAAUAUCAUAAAACAUGAAGUGUAUGUUUUUGUGUUCUUUUAUUGAUUUUAGUGUUUGUUUUGUGGUUUUUGAGAGGGCUUGCUAUCAGGCCAAUCUGAGACAAGGCCUAUAUAACAUCACUCUCUAUUUUUCCAUAUAUGACUGUCAUUAAAACUGAACCUACAUUAUAAAGCUCACUGAUCAGUUAAAACCAUAUUUCUGCUUCAUUGGUCAACAAGAUCCACGACCUUUGUGAACCAUCAAAAUGUACAAAUG
Sinocyclocheilus anshuiensis is the source of this 2016-nucleotide messenger RNA. It is a transcript of the gene tnfrsf14, whose product is annotated as TNF receptor superfamily member 14. Gene Ontology annotation, cellular component: external side of plasma membrane; membrane. Gene Ontology annotation, molecular function: protein binding; transmembrane signaling receptor activity. NCBI's taxonomy places the organism in Eukaryota, Metazoa, Chordata, Actinopteri, Cypriniformes, Cyprinidae. Gene Ontology annotation, biological process: defense response to Gram-positive bacterium; positive regulation of cytokine production involved in immune response; positive regulation of T cell migration. The coding region runs from base 419 to 1180 and encodes 253 amino acids. The transcript has 8 exons. The record is from RefSeq and is a predicted model, not a curated record.